GCCGCCCUCUGCGCCGCCCCGGGGGUGGGGGGGGUACCGUGAAUUAAUUAAAAAAAAAAAAAAAAAAAAAAAUCGCUAUUUACGUGGUUAUUCAUCGCCCCGCUCCGGGCAUGUGAACAACCACCUCCUUCCCCUUACAAUCUUCCCCCCACCCCCACCCCCCCCGCCCCCUUCCCCCCUAAUCCAUCCACCCCUAGCGCCAUGCCGGCAGCCUGCACCCUGCUGCUGCUGCUGGGGCUGGUCCCGCCGGCCGGGUCGUUGCCCCUCGCUUCCCAACGGCGUCUUCCUCCUCUUCCUCCACCUCCUCCUCCUCCUUCUUCUUCUUCUCCUCCGUCCCGAAGCCGUCUCGGCCGCCCUUGCUCGCCUCCCGCCGCGGGACACGCCGGCAGCCCGGUCAUUGAGAGCAGCCAUCAGGCGAGAAGAAGUUUGGACACGGAGAUAAGGACUUCUGGUGCUCUCGUGGAUAGCGUGGAGCUGGUGCCGAUGCUGGCCGGGAGCGAGGAGCGGACAUCGCUGCCUGCCAGGCACAGUGCGGUGCCGGCGGCGAGUGGGGUCACGGGGCACAUUGGUCUCCCCGCCGGUGGUGGGGAUGUCACCCUGCCAGGAGAAGGACCCCCGGACAGCCCUUCUGCUGGGACGGCGACCCACCUGCCCGCCCACAGCCGUCCUCCUGCUGAUGGAAGCCAUCACCGUGCUGCGGGCAGCCGGGAGAGAGGCGAGAGGUCUCUGGCUUCUGCCAACAGCCCUGCAGCUGGCGAGAGGACGCCCCCGGUUUCGGCAGCCAUCAGCACCGACUCGGCUGAGAGGACGCUGGGCGGGCACCGCGGGGCCUGGGACAUGGCGGGGUUUGACAAUGCGACGAGGAUGGUGCUGCUGCCUUCAUCUGCGGACACUCGUCGCCCAGGCACAGGUGGCCACUCUCAACCGGCGAGCGGCUGGGUGGGCACGGAGCUGCCUGGUAGGCCUCCUGCGGGCACUGCAACCACUUCACUUGGCCCCUCAGGGAGCAGCAGGGGGACGCUGUGGCCUCUCCCCAGCACCCCGCUCCCUGGCUCUCCAGGACAGCCCCAGUCCUCCCCCCGAGCCUCCAGUACCCAGACCAGUGCAAACCACAUCAUGCUACAUCCCAGGGAUGUCACGGGGGACUCCACAAGCCCUCCGCUCACAGCAUCGCCUGCCAUGGACAAUACUUUUGGAGCCAUUGGAAGCAGCUACCAGCCAUCCAACGUCUCAGCCGUGGAGAGGAGAGUUUCGGAUUUCCCCACCACCGGCACCUCCAUUUCCACAACAGCCACCAAGGGUGGAGGGAGGACGUUAAGGUCUCUGCCAGCCAGCACCCGGCUGGCCCAAACAACAGAUAGUUCCACCUCUGGUACCAAAAUCACCAGUUCCUCAGACCAGACCCGGUCCCCUGGGAUGUCUUUGGGAGCCCAGGGUGGUGGUGGCAGAGAUGCCACGGACCCCUUGCUCACGAGCUCGCCCUCUGCUUCGGAAAGCCCUUCCACGGCCUUUACCAGCACUUACGAACCCAAGAGCAUCCCAGCUGCAGAAGAGGCGACGCUGCACUCGGACGCCCGUGGUUCUGACAUGCCCAGCGUGGCAGCGGGGGCAGCGGAGUCCCCCGCAAACGGCCGCACAGCCAGGGUGACAACGGGCUCCGCCACCAGCACUGACCCCACCAGCUCUUUAGGGGGGACCUUCUCCUCCUCGGGGGUGGGGACACACUGUCCUAACGGCUCUCGGGAAGCCACCGAUCUCCCAGCGCCUCCCGGGGAGCCUUUGCUCACAAGCUCCCUCUCUGCCUCCCAAAGUACUUUCAGAGGUGUCAGAAGCAGCCACCGACCAGUUAACAGCUCAACGACAGAGAAAAAAACCCUUGCUUCCUCUCCCACCAGCGCUUUCAUUUCAGCCACGGCCACCGGCAGCGGCGGGAGGCCCCCAAGGUCUGCCACAAGCAGCCGAUGGGCAGCAGAAGACUCCACAUCCAGUGGUGGCAUGUACAGGACCUUGGGCACGAUCCGAUCCUUGUCUGCGUCUUCUGUGAGAGACACCUACGGAGUUCGUGGGUCCAGAGAAAUCACAGAUUUCACCGAGCGUGUGGCAGACCCUUCGCUAACAGGCUCUCACUCUCCUUCGGAAGGUCAUUCCCCAGCUACUGGAGACAGCCAUGUGUCAUUCAGCAUCCUCUCAACAGAGAGAAGAACCGAUUUCCCCACCACCAGCACCUCCGUUUCCACAACAGCCACCAAGGGUGGAGGGAGGACAUUAAGGUCUCUGUCAGCCAGCACCAGACUGGCCCAAACAACAGAGAUUUCCACCACUGGUACCGAAACCAUCAGCUCUCCAGACCAGACCCGUUCCUCUUUGGGAGCCCAGGGCGGUGGUGGCAGAGGUGCCACCGUGUCAUCCACAGACCCCUUCCUCGUGAGCUUGCCGUCUGCUUCGGAAAGCGCUUCCCCAGCAGAAGGGACCUCAGCUAUGGGAGGACGCCUACCCAGUGCUCCUCUCACCAGUAUGCCCAGCUCAGUGACAGCCGCCAGUGGUGGGGAGAGGAGCACAGAGCCCGUGUCAGACACCCACACAGCAUCCAGUGUGGCAGGGAGCUCCGCUCCUGCUCCGCUCCGCACCAGCUCCUUGGAUGUGGUCCUUCUGCCAUCCUCAUCAGCAACAGAGCCUGGGAGGCAGGGUGAUGUUUGGCAGAGCGAUGCUGGACUCAGUGAGCUUCCAACGAAGGCUCUGCCUGCAUUUCCUCCCGGCGUUUCAGUGCCUUCGCCUUCAGCAAGUGCUUCAGAGAGAGGAAGAAGAGAUUCUGGUGCUCCUACUGAGACGACAUACAUCUCAACCCCACUCUCCAGCCGUGGGGACAGGACAUCUCAGCCUGCAGCUAACCGUGGCACAUGGAGCACAGCAGCAGCAAGGCCCACAUCUCACCCGGACUCAGCCGGGGAGCCCCACACCAGCCCCCUCCCGUCCUCCACAGAAUGGCCUGGAGUGGGACACGUCUCAUCUGUCCAAGCAGGGUACACAGAGCCCAAGGUCACCCUUUCAUCCAGGGUCUCCACCUACUUCUCAGCCGCCGGAGAACCUUCCACUGUGGGCAGCAGCCAUCGCUCACUAAGCAGCUCAAGUGCUGAGGAAAGGCUGUCCAGCCCCAUCAUAGAUCCUGCACACAGUUCAUCCACGUCUGCUGGUGGUGGAGAUAGGACACUGCACUCGGUGACAGACGGGGCGCUGGCUGGUGGCACGGAGAGCUCUGUUUCUUACGCCGAAACCGCCAGCUCUCCAGGGCCGGCUCAGCCAACGUUGGUGGAACAGAGUGGGAUGGCCAACGCCUCGGACGGCAGCAUGGCCUUCACAGACUUUGCAACGGAGACGCUCUUCCCACAUUCUUCCAAGAUGCCCGCUUACUCUUUCCAAAAUGACCUCACAAGCUUUUCAAGUAGCCAUCAGCCAGUCAGUAGCAUUGAUGCUGAGAAACGGGCCUCAGUUUCUCACACAGAUGGCACAUACAUUUCAACAACAUAUACCAGAGGAGGAGAAAGGACACUCCUGUCUAUCUCGAAUAGCAGCACCUCUGCUGACUCCUCAGAAAGUUCCACCUUUUUUUCUGAGAUUUCCAACCCUUCUGAUUCAUCGAGGUCUUCUGUGGCACAGGACAGGAGGAACAACGUAUCCAGCGAUGGCAGUUUUGUCGAACCAUCUACAGAACCAUUGCUGGUACACUCGUCCAAACUGUUGACUUCUGCUUCUGCAGGCAGCGUACAAAAUACAACUCUCUUCAACACUGACUCUCAGUUGUUGACCACUGGCAGAUCAUCUGUGUCUUCAUCAGCAUUUCCAGCCUCUUCCUCAGUGUCACCGCUGCAUCACUCCCUGUCAUCAACACCACCGCCAACUUAUUUGUUUACCUCAUCAGAGUCAUCUGAACCACUUUCGUCCUCUGUGAUGGCAUCUUCACCCCCUCUGCAGGCUUUGUCGUCCUCAUUGCCCACUUCCUCAUUGCUUUCCCCAUCUUAUUCGUUAGCUUCUUUAUUGCCUCUGUUUUCGUCACCAUCAUCCAUCUCGCAGUCCAAUGAUAGUGGUCAAGCAAGCACCUCUGUAGCUACAACUGUGGCCAGGCGGGUGCCCUCCACAGCUGCCGUGGCUGGGACCUCACCCAGAGGGACCAACAAACACAACGUCACGCACCAACCCCAAAACAGCACCACCUUCACCCCCACCGGCUCUUCUCCUCUUCUCACGGCGCCCAUGGAGCAGCUUGGUGGACGCAUCAUGUCUGUGUCCAUUCCUGUGACGGUAAUGGAGACCACCUCGCCGAGAGCCACCACCGCCCAGGGAGGCAGCUUCGGGAAGGCAACAUUGCUGCCCACCAUGACUCAUGAUGCCCCACGGGCUGGGCCAACGGAUGCACCCCUUAGUCCCUCACCAAGUGCAACAAACCACAGCGCCAUCAUCCCUGCGGUGGCACUGACAACGGUGAAACCUCCUGUGCUGACAACACCAGCCAGUCGCCAGCCAACCCCAGGUGAUGCUAGCACCACGAAAGCCCACAGAGCUCAAACGCCUGCUGCCACUAAGCUUGUGUAUACCACUGGUGAAAGCACAGAAGCUGUGGAUCCCACCACUGCCAGGCCUGGUAAAGUCACCAAAGAAAACAUCCCUGUUACAAGUCCUUCUGAAGCCCCUCCAACCAGCAAGACCACUGUGAGCAUUGCAACUACUUUGGCUGCUACCAAACCAACCACUGUUCCCCUAUCAAGUAGCACGACUGGGCUGAGGACAUCGUCUCCGGCAACAGAUGUGGAUAAAUGUCUCUCCAACCCUUGUCCUGCGCUGGCCACCUGCAACAACACCCGUGGCUCCUAUAUCUGUCAGUGUCCUCUUGGAUAUGAGCUAGAAAAAGGAAAGUGCAAUUUAGUAAGAAUAUUUAUUGGCCAGGUCCCCCUGAAGCUUAAUAUUACCCAUGGGAAGUAUGCAGAGCUCCUACAUGUUGAGGAUGAAAUCCUGUCGAUGCUUGAUGCAUCGCUGUCGGGCUUACCAGGGUACCACCACUCCACAGUUAAGGCGACCAGGGAGGCAAAUUUUGUGCAUGUUUCAGUGCAAUCCACGUUCUCUUUAGCAUCCAACGUGACUUUCUAUGACGUUGUCAGCAGCGUGAAAAGCUACAUUCGAGCUUGCAAAUCCCCCACCGAAGCCUGCCAGUUCAUCUCCAGCCUGAAACCUCUCCACAGAGUCGGCAGCUUGUGCAAGCAGAAAGACCCCGAAUGCGACAAGGAAACUUCUGAAUGCACCGACUUCGAUGGGGUUGCGCUCUGCCAAUGCAAAAGCGGGUACUUCAAAUACAACAAGAUGGACCACUCCUGCAGAGCCUGUGAAGAUGGAUAUAAGCUGGAAAAUGAUACCUGUGUGAGCUGCCCAUUUGGCUUAGGUGGAUUCAACUGUGGAAACCCGUAUCAGCUCAUCACUGUGGUGAUCGCGGCUGCAGGAGGGGGACUUCUGCUUAUCAUGGGCAUAGCACUGAUUGUCACCUGCUGCCGGAAGAAUAAAAAUGACAUAAGUAAACUAAUUUUCAAGAGUGGAGAUUUCCAGAUGUCACCAUAUGCUGAAUAUCCGAAGAACCCCCGGGGACAGGAGUGGGGCAGAGAGACCAUCGAGAUGCAAGAGAACGGAAGCACCAAGAACCUGUUGCAGAUGACAGAUGUGUAUUAUUCGCCAACUGGACUGAGAAAUCCUGAACUGGAAAGAAACGGACUUUAUCCUCCCUACACUGGUUUGCCUGGAUCUCGACAUUCAUGCAUCUACCCUGGACAGUACAAUCCAUCCUUCAUUAGUGACGAAACCAGAAGAAGAGACUAUUUUUAGCAGGGAGUGGAGAGGGAGUGGAAGAUUGACACAGUUUUGUGGCCUUUGAUCCCCAGGUACAGUCUGUCUCCUGGGCAGUUCAGCCCACAUCAAUCUUACUCUUCCCAUUUAACAGGAAGGACUUUGAACUCCAUGCCGAGCGUUGCUGCCCUGAGGAACGGUUAUACUUGCUGAGCAGCAGAGAGAAGAAGGACGAGGAUGGAAUGGCUCCAGGUGCACAUCACUAAAAGACUCAGAUGGAAGCUAACACAUACACUCUGAAUUUGUUCUGUGCUGCUUCUUCACUCUUUACGCUAGAUGGCAAGCAUGGAUCAGUACAGGCAGAUGAACUAUGCCCACCACUCUGCAUUGAAUACCACUAGGGAGUGUUUUGUUUACAGAUCUUGUUCACUGUUGACUAUGCUUGUCUUCUUAGACAACCUUCAUGCAAAGAUUCACUGUGCAACUCCUAUUGGUAGGGCAAGUUUGUCCACUCCCUUUUCCAUCGCUGCAUUGCUUUCUGCUUCAUCCAUGACAGGGAAGCUGGCUGAUCCUCUAGACCUCACCUUCUUAGUGGUAGAAGUUCUGCUGAUGGCUGGGUCUUCGCUGAAGUCUGGUGCCUGGAAAUGUUGGCUGAAUUCAUGGGUAGAUUGUGUCUCCAAGGAGUACAGGAAAGUUAGUCUUACCACUGCAAUUCUAACUGAAAAAAAGACACAGUUGGUCCUGCACACUGCUUUGAAAACUUCCUCUAUAUAGGGAAGAGUCUGAGCAUCUUGGUGUUUUGUCAGCCAGCAUUGUUCAGAAGUGAUGCCACUACACAUCAUCAUAGUGUUUCCGUAUAGGAUCUUAUGGGGCUCUGCUUCCCUGCAGGGAUUUCAAUGCCUGCAGAAACAGCAAUAUAAUGUUAAAUACUUGCUCACGGGGAAGAAAAACAUAAGCUGGGAAUUCAGCACGCUCCUUACAAGGAAUCUGGGAAGAUGCAAUAAUGCUAUACCCCUCGUCGGGCGGGUGGAAGGUGAAUUCUGGGCACUGCAGAUGAGACACAGUUUUCAGGCCUCCACAGCCCGCCUUGACUUCAGUAGGAGCUGUGGAGGCUUUCAGUACAUUGGAAAAUAAGGCUUACUGCAGUCAGUUGCAUUUAAGGCAGAGAAAAACAUGACGCUUUGAAUUCUAGCAGAACAAAGAUCACUGAUGUUGAAGUGUUUUGCUUUCUUCCGUCCUAGUUUCGAGUGAUUCAGACGAGGCAGGCUUCCUCACCUAGGUGUGUUAAUUCAUAUUAAUCACCUUUGCAAAAACUGGAGAAUGUAAGUUAUUACAUUUCUCACCAAAGAUCAGGUUGAAAACCAUAUUCUCACUUGAGAAGGGUGUUGAAAGAGAUCUUAUUAAUGAAGUAUAUUUACCCCUUAACUUUACUGCAGUGUUAACCUGAGUCAUCCAAACCUUGACCGGAUACAGGAUACAGAUGCGGAUCCUUCCCCUGAAUGUGACUUUGCUUUUAAUUCAAGGUGAUUGCUUGUAUGAAGACAUCAAAUAGCACAAUUCUUUAGCCAUUAACCCACCAUCUCCCUGGUGCAUACAGAAGCUAAUUUCACUGAAGUUCACAUACCCUCUGAUACUCCCCUCUACCCCCGCAGUGUUCAACUACAAGUAAGUUCAUAAGGUAGCUCAGCUCACUGAAGCUGUAAGGACCAUGGGAUGUGUCCCCCAGAGUGCCUAACCCCAAGUGAGAAUGGCAGUUCAGAUGCUGAUGUGUUGUGUAGUUGCUCACCAGGGGCAAACCUGGGGUGAUGAGGAGCCCUCUGUCACGGAGCAGGUACUAGUACCUGCGUCCUAUAGAUGCUGUGAGCCCCCAGACCCUUUCCCAGCACUUUGAAGGCUGGUUGUAUUCCCUAUCAGAAGUGAGCAACCGCAACCCAGAGGAAGGGCAGCUAGCACUAGACAGUCAUCAGGUGCAUGGGCUUAGCAAAUUGCGAAUUGCAAAGGAUUUGAGUGAAAAUGAGCUAAGACCAUUCCUAAUUGAAAUCACUAAUUGCUAAUUGAAAUUUGCAAAAGUUUGCAAAUAAUUAAUGAUGUUCAAAUUCUUCUUAAUGCUGCAUCUGGAGUGAAAGGGUCUCAGUAAACCCAGCAGGAUUUUCUGACCGAGGACUUCAAAACUUGGCUUUUUCCAAAAGAGACAACUUUAUUGCACUGAAAUUUUCCCUCUGCCAGAGCAGGUAGAUAUUGGGAAAUUUUGUAUGAGAAUGUAUCUAUUGUAGCCUGACCUUCCUUUUAGCUUUGGUAAGAAAUGAGUCACGGAGCCAACACAUAGUCCACAGGAGGAGGAAAAGGGUCUCUCCUGACCUGCAGCACCUUCUCUGGGUGUCCCAGGAGGCCCGGCUCAGCGGCCAGCGGAGGAUUUAGGAAGGCGUCAGCACUGGGUGUGUGCAGGCGCUUUCCUGUGCAGUGCUCCAGGAAGUCUUUGCGGAGCUGGCAGAUACAGCCCCAGGUGAUUCAGUCCCCAGGUCUCCACCAGCCCGGCCGCUCCCUGUGCUGCGAUGCUUCCAUCUUCACCCGUGCCAGCCAGCUCCCAGCUCCACAAGGGCAGAAGGCGUGGGUGCCAGACAGUGUGUUUUGACAGUUUAUGACAGUUAUUUUACUGCAGCUUUUUACAACCACAUCCCAGCAGCAAUGGGCAACAGGCAUGUGACCUGUUUCAGUGCAGCUCGCUUCCGUUAAAGCUGCCACCGGCAUCGUCUUUGGCUGUUUCCAUCUCUGCCAUAAACCAAGCACCCCCUGCCAGUGGAGUGGGGUUUGUUGCUCCUGUCAGAUGGGAGAAGGGUCUUCACAUGCCCUCACGCCCACUUUCAAAUACAGAUUCCUCCCUGCUCAGCACCUAACUCCCUGUAGGACAUCUAAAUAAACGCAGCUGAUUUCUCAGACUACUUAGAUUACUUUUAGCUACUCCAAAUUGCAAAUUUUUGAGCACACUGGAUGUUUUUGCCAAGGGAAUUGCUCCCCGCUAUCCAAGAAGAUAAGAUAGAAGUGGCAUGUUUCUUGUAAGGAGGAUGCAAGUGAUUCAGCCAGAUGUGGGGAAAGGAAGAAAAACUACGCCAACACUGCACAGAAAUCUGUUCUUGCUCCUGGCUGCUGUGGAAAGCUAAGGCAGCACUCAGCAAGGGCCCAUGGGCAGUUGUGUGGGUGUGGUUUUGAUUAAGUUUGGAAAAAAUGCUAAUUAUGUUGCUUGACAGGAAAAGAUGUGAGAGACACGCAUUUGCUGCUGUGGUGCUCUGCCAGUUGCGCUGACAAAAGCCUCUCACCCACAGAAAUACCCCCAGCACUCAGCCUAGGAAAGGCAGCCCCCGUGAACAGAGCAGCAAUGCCCGGAUUUGAGGGAUCAUUCAAAAGGGAGGCUUGUAUGCUUAGCCUUCCUGUGUCCCUGCCAUGCACCGCUGCCCGCCCGGGCCAGCCCUCCCAGCUGCCCUGGAAGAAUCAGGGGCCUUUUGCAUGCUAUUGAAACCUCACAGCACUGAAUUGGGCUAUAUGAGGAAAAAGCAGGACAGGAGCAUUUUGUGGCACUUUGCCCUCCACAUUUAAAGCAUUAGGUAAUACAGCAACAAUGAAUCUUGUUGCUGUUGUGGCAUUUCCUGCAAGUCCCACUGUCAUGGUCAUGUCCUGAGUCACCCCUUGUGACCGGCCUUUUAAGAGGUAUUUGCCUCCACACUGAGCAGUAGUAAAAGGCUUUAAAAAUAGCAAUGAAUUGCAGUCACAGAGAGGUGUUUGUCAUCUUGUGGAAUUGUUUAUGCCAAUACACAUAAACAUUGCUUGCCGGGACCUGAGUGAGCAGCAGAGCGGGUUUGGACAUUGCUGCAGACAUGCCAAGUGCUUCCCCAGGGCUUGUCUCUGAUGCUGGUCAAUGGCCAUAUCCGUUCCAAAUCCAGCUGGACGUCUCAUUUUCUCAUAGCGAUGUUUAAUCUUUAGUUUUCUUCCUUAAAUUAACAAGAACGGAUGCAUUUUACUUAAAUGCUCUUCCUAUGCUGACUAAUGUUUUUUCCUCUUUACACACAAAGGAUCUAACCGAGCAUCCAUUAUAGUGACUGGGGUAACUCUCCCAUGGACUGUAAUAAAGUUUUUUUUAGGCCUGAAGUAUUCCACCACCAGGGUCACCUGUGUGUAGUAAAUGCUUUCCUGUGGCUCUGUAUUCUGCCUAUCUCUGUGAGACUGUUGCUGCCUUUCCAGUUGUAUUUAUUUUUUUAAAGUAUACUUACUACUGUAGCAGAACCUGUAUUAUGUGAGAUUGAACAAAACAGGUUCAAGAUCUGAAACACCUUCCUGAGAAGAGAGUGAACGUGAAUUUAGUGUAGUUGUAUUACUGAUCAGCCAGCCUGUGUCCUAUCGUGUAAGAUCUUCUAGGGACAUAGAGGUGCUUCCUGCAGUCACAGAUAAGAACUCUUCUGUUCACUCUUACUUGUCCCUUCAGAAAUGAAGGAAGAUCUCCCAGUUUCCAAAGGAGCAUGAGCUGUGUGUUUUGAAGAUUUUGGGAGCCUUGCAAUGUGUAUUUAAUUCUUUGUUCCCUUGAACUGCUGAAAUUGAAAAGCAGGACAGAAAUCCAUGAAGGGGUAAGAAAUAACAUAACGAACAAAAAAAGAAAGGAAUAUGCUUACAUGUUUUGGAGAAGUAAAUGUCUAAAGCGAAUGUGGCUUCUGUACUGUAGGGUCAUAUGUGGGAUGACACCUUUCCUGUGUCUAGUUUGUGUUGCAUGUGCAUAAUAUCCUUCUUGAGGGAAAACCUAGAAAGGGUGCCUGGUGGUCCUCAGAAGUAGCAUGUAAAUGCUAAGUUCCCUGUUCUUUGUUUUGGCAAAAUGCUAGAAGGGAUGGGAGUCUUGCUUGAGUUAAUGACUGCAGCAGGCAUCCCCCACAUCUGCAAAAUCCUAUGUGUAAAAGCCCUGUGGAAUACAGUAAAAACUGAUCACUUCUCUUGAACAAUGCCAUAGAAUUCGCCUGACAUAAAAGGUCUCCAAUGAAAUCUGCUAGGAUAGGUUUACUUUAAAGAAGAAAACCCUAACUAAUAUUUAAUAGUUUCCUUCUUUAAAGGAAAUUGUGUUAAACUCAGUCAUUUGUUUUAAGCCGUGUUAAAUUCUACAAGACUUUCUCUCAACGGAAGGUCGAACUUGGCGUGUAAAAUCAUAAUGGUUUAUUUGAGCAGCUUUCAGAAUUGCAGUAAUAAAGCUUACCUUUCGUGAGCUCUGUUUCAACAGGUAAAUUUUCAGCAUUUGUUUGUGCUUCUUUUAUCAACCUGAAUGUAAACCUGCUUUAUGUUCUUGACAUUGCCCUCUUUCCUUCCCUGUAUCUCUGAAUGUUUGCUUCCACGUUGCUGGGGUUCUAAGGACAUUUUCGAAACCAGUAUUAUUUAAAGUUGUAUCAUAUUUUCAGCCUCCACUAAUUAUACAGUACUGUAGUAGCAAAAUAUAAUUUUUAAGGAUUGGAUUAUUUUUAUACCUGCAUCCAAUAUUAUUAAAUCUGGCGUUCUAGUCAGUAUUAUAAAAGGAUACAAUAAA
This is a messenger RNA of Chroicocephalus ridibundus (black-headed gull), 11374 nucleotides long. It is a transcript of the gene HEG1, whose product is annotated as heart development protein with EGF like domains 1. The coding region runs from base 202 to 5862 and encodes 1886 amino acids. Gene Ontology annotation, biological process: heart development. Gene Ontology annotation, molecular function: calcium ion binding. The record is from RefSeq and is a predicted model, not a curated record. NCBI's taxonomy places the organism in Eukaryota, Metazoa, Chordata, Aves, Charadriiformes, Laridae. The transcript has 22 exons.